UUUUUUUUAUAUAGUUAUCUUUGGUAUAUAAAUUGGAAUCUGUUUGGAUUUUUUUGAACUCCAGUUUUGCUUUCAAAAUGCCGAAAAAAUGUGAACAUCUGAAUAAAGAAAUAUUCAAUUGUUUAAUGAAAAGUAUCAACACCAUCCUGCUCGAUUGCGAUGGUGUCUUAUACAGAGGAAACUGCAUGGUCCCAGGAGUUGAUGCUGUCCUUAAUAAACUUAAAUCAAUGGGAAAGAGAUUAUUUUAUGUUACUAACAACAGUUCAAAAACUAGAAUUCAGUUUUCAAAGAAGUUGGCUUCAUUUGGUUUUCCUGUAUGCGAGAAUAAUGUGAUUAGUUCAAGUUACUCAACAGCCAUGUACCUACGAAGUAAAUUGAAUUUGAAUAAAGAUCAUGUUUUCUGCAUUGGAUCAGAUAAUUUAGUUACGGAGCUCAAACAAGCUUGCUUAAAAGUUGUCACCCCAGAAAUCCCAGAAGGUGUUGGAGGAGUUGAGAAAGCAUUGAACUACAAACUUCAUCCAGAUGUGGCUUGUGUUCUGAUUGCCAACGAUGAAAAUCUCACCUACUUAAAAGUAGCAGAAGGCAUGAGGUACUUGCUGUCCAAAGACCAUGAAUGCAUUUUCGUUGCGACUAAUUCAGAUUCAUCAUAUCCAGUUGGCGUUGACAUUUUACUUCCUGGGGCAGGUUCUUGUGUGAAGAUGUUGGAGACAGCAGUCGGCCGAAACGUCGAUGUGACCUGUGGCAAACCAAAUGUUACUAUGCUGAAAGCCGUGCAAGAUGAAUUCGAAAUUGAAUCAGACAAAACUUUGAUGGUCGGGGAUCGGCUAGACACGGACAUCGAGUUUGCAAGCCAUUGCUCUUUGAGGUCGCUGCUCGUUUUAACAGGAUGUGCCAACUCAGGUGAUGUCACUAGAAUUCAAAAUGGAGAUGUGCCUGACACAUCGGUCCCCAAUUAUUAUACAGAAUCCUUGGCAGAUCUCGCCAAAUAUUUAGUUUAAUUAAUCAUUUAGUCAAUUCAUUAAGUUAGUUUGUUCAUUUGUUUAAAAACUUUUUAGUAUAGUUUAAAGUGUAGUAUAUAUACUUAUAGUAUAGUUUAGUAUAGUUUACUUUUAUAUUUUAGGCAAUUUUUAAUGAUUUAAAUAUUUUAAAAAGUUCGUCAAAUAUUAGAAUGUUAUGAGAAUAUGGUUUUAUUUAAAGAUUUUAUUUUACGUUUCGAGAAGUUGCAAAUGAUUAAAAUUGUCGACUUGCAUGUAGAGUUCUAUUACUUAACAUCAACUAGGGUAUUAAAAUCGUAAAUUAAAAUGGCAUGAACAACGGACGUUGUUUAGAAAGAUUUAAGGCAUGUGAAGUCGUUAUGUAUUUAGCAGUAUUUUAACGUAUAAUUAGGCUAGUUGCUGGUUGUGAAAUCAUUUAAAUAUUCAAUCCUUAUUGGAUGUUAAUGGUGUCCGCAAUCAGCGAUUGGGUGUUUGAUCCUCAUUGAAAGUAAUGGUGAGAUUCCUUAUGACUGUAUCCUUCGAUAAGGUAAAUUUGUUUCUACAUAUCUGAAGACUUUGAUGGAUGAUUUUGUCCUGUUGUCGAAUUUGAACCUGACGCUGCUGCUGGUGGUGAGUCGGUGUACUGUGUUUCAACGCUGUUGUUACCGGCGAGGAGCAAAAAGGAGAUGACGAAGGAGGAAAGGAAAGUGAUUUGCUCAGUCUGUCUAUGUUCCACCAUCUCAUCCUCUCGAGCUCGGAGUACCUGAGGACGUUAGAGUGCCACUGUUGAACGAAUGGGUACGGAGAGAGGAGGUACUGCAUGUCCUCCAGUGCUCUGAACGCAUCCAGGUCGCUCUGUGUGGGGACGUCUCCGUAAAUGAAGACGUCGGUAGCUUGGUUCGUAGGUGGUUGUGUGAUUGACUGGCCCUUUUUCAUUCUGUUAAAAUAUGCGUCGUCGUCUGAAUCGCUCUGUAGUUCAUUGACUGCGUCACAGUAGACCUCAUCAUCACCACCAUCUUCAUCAGGGGUGUGGUAAGCUUCGUCAUCAUCGUCUUUUUCAUCAUCAUCUUUUUCAUUCACGAAACCACCAUCAGGGUUAACAAUAUUGUUCUCUUUCUUUUUAUUCAUUCGUGAUUCAAUCAGUGGGCUGAUUAUUUGUGAACUGGUUACAACUUCUCUUUCUUUCUUGCCCUGAAACAAACCGUUGAUGUAGAAACUACUGUUGUUACUUUUACUGAUUCUACUACUACUACCUACAUUACCACCACCAUCACCGUCAUCAUUUUCUCUCUUGUUCUCAUCCCCAACUUCUUUCUCAUCACCACUUUCAGUCUCAUCAACAACUUCUUCACUGUCCUCGCUGAUGUAAGUGCUGCUGCAUUCCUCAUUCCUAUGAACUUUUCCGCUUGAGUGAUCUGUAUAAUUUUGUUUUUCUAGAUCCUCUGCAGAAAUAGCGAAUUUUUUAUCUACGCCACUCAAUGAAUUCUUGCCUCGAUCAUCCUUGGUGCUAGAUGGAAUUUUGUCUUUACUAUCUUUGCUCUCAGAUAAAUUGUUAUCUGCAGUGAGUGUGGCUGAAAAUUUAUCAUGACCAGCUUCAAUUUCAUUUGAAAUCCUGUCUUGAGACACUUCACUUGGAACUUUAUCUCGAAGGCCUGUUGAUGUGAUGAUGCCUUCCUCCUCAUUAUCUCUGGCUGCAGGUGGAUGUUUCAUUUGUUUGUCUGCAGUUUCACUGUUGUCUCUCUCUUCAUUACUCGUGCCUGCAGAUGAGUAUUCAGCUGCAUCACCAUCUCUACUUGCAUCGUUUUUAACAUGUCCAUUUGAAGCCAUCAUUGGAUUCCUAACUGGACCUUCACUGGUUGACGAUGCUUCAUGCUUGUCUUGGAAGUCUCUCGUUGAAAUAUUCUCCGCUCCACCAGUUCUUUCAUUCAAAAGUUUGCUUGUAGAUUUUUUCUCAUGGCCACUGUGGUUGCUAUCGUUACUUUUAAGGAGUGUACUGCUGUUACUUUUGUCCUUCUCUUCCUCAACAUCGCCAUUACAAUGGCUACCAGCACUUUCAUGUGAAACAUCUUC
Messenger RNA from Helobdella robusta, 3044 nucleotides. RefSeq lists its product as hypothetical. Bases 78 to 998 code for a protein of 306 amino acids. The transcript is spliced from 11 exons. Gene Ontology annotation, molecular function: phosphatase activity. Lineage: Eukaryota; Metazoa; Annelida; Clitellata; Rhynchobdellida; Glossiphoniidae. The record is from RefSeq and is a predicted model, not a curated record. Gene Ontology annotation, cellular component: cytoplasm.